AUGGAAGGUAUCUCAGGCAGCUUGCGGAGGGGUUUGAAGAAGUACUGGAGGAGAAUGGGAUACCAAAGAUUAAAUGGAUCGGAUCGGCGAAGGAGGAACAAGGUGGAGGAGCUAGGAGCCACCGGCACAAGGAGAUGGCGGCGGAUCAAGAUGGCCCCUAAGAUUAGGAUCCCCGCAAUCUGUUCACCCAAGAAGUUGGUGCUGUGGGUGAGGGACGCUUACGUGAGGAUGAUGCUGGGUUUGGCAAAAACGAUGGGUACCGGUUACGGCGGGGAUGCCACUUCCAUCGCCAUAGGUGGGUUCGGGAGGGCCCCACCGCGCAAGGAGUACGAUGAGAAGAUGAUCAUCCAAAUGUACAAUAAGUCCAUGAUUGUGACGACGCAGGGACAGUUGGUGCCACGCGAUUCAGCACCCAGUAAUAUGGCCUCAUCAGAUACCGCUUGCCAACGGUGA
Messenger RNA from Gastrolobium bilobum, 453 nucleotides. RefSeq lists its product as uncharacterized. Bases 1 to 453 code for a protein of 150 amino acids. NCBI's taxonomy places the organism in Eukaryota, Viridiplantae, Streptophyta, Magnoliopsida, Fabales, Fabaceae. The record is from RefSeq and is a predicted model, not a curated record. The transcript has a single exon.